AUACAGUAAUAAACUUUGAAGGGGAAUCUUCUAAUAUGGAGUUUGUUAGAAAUGAGGUAGAUGCAUUAUACCAUGAAAUGGUAGUUGAUGCAAUGGGUGCACAGUCUGAAUACAAUGACGGGUCAAUGGCUGAGGAGCCAAAUAAAAUGCUAAACAUGAAAACUCUUUAUAAUAUGAGUGCUACUAAUUGGGAAAUGGCAUUGUCAUUGAGUCGAAAGUUGUUGAGUCCAAAGGACCAAGAAAAGGUGCCAAAGGAUUUCUAUAGUGCAAAAAAAAUGAUAAAUUUGCUUGGACUUGGGUACAAGAAAAUUGAUAUUUGUGUCAAUGAUUGUUUCUUGUACUAUGAUGAGCAAGGUAAGAAUUUAACUGCUUGUCCAGUGUGUGGAGAAUCUCGUUAUGAGCCAAGGAAUAUGACUGCUAUAAGGCAAAAAGAUGUUCCAAGGAAAUCUUUAUGGGCAAGAGCAAUAAUCGACACUUCAUCGUUGAGUGACGGUGGAAAUGUUUAUUAUCAAGAUGAUGAUCCUCUUAUGCCACAAUUGGUGCAACCCCCGACUGCUUUAAAUGACCAUGUUUCACUAGCAUCUCAAGGGGGAGAAGAAGUGGUGAUUAGCGAGGUCAUGCAAUUGCCAUAUGUGACAGAGGAAGAAUGUGUGGGUGAGGAUGAUGAUGAAGAGGAAGAGUUUGAUGGAACGGAAACAUUGGAAGAAGAAGUUUCAAAUUACUUAACCGAGAGUGAUAAUAUGAGACGAGGUACACGAGGUGCAUCUUCUUCUAGGCAGCAGGUUGAUCUAGAGGGAGAACCACAGAGGUCAUUUCGUCAUCUUAUUCGGGGGCCUCAUAGGACUUUUCCCACAAAGCUGCAACAAGAGCAGCCCACUAUUACUCAGCCACCAUUGGCCGAUGACCAGUUCACUGGUGAUGAUGCAACAAUGGAGGAGGACACUGAAAUGCGUAAUUUGGAGGUUGAGUUGGAUGCUAAGUAUGUUAUGCUUGAUCCUAAGUUAGAUGCUCAGUUGGAGGAGGAGCUAUCACAUGUUGUCUUGAAGACAGGACGUGGCAUGGAUAAAGGAGAUGACACUCUUGCAGACCCGAAUCAAAGGAAGGUGCUUAGCCUUAAUCGCCGAGGCACAUUCAGCCAUGAGAGGAGUCCAAAAUAUAUUGCACUCCAGGAAAGAGGUCGGCAAAACCGAUCAAAGGGUAACUAUGUGACCCACACAACUGGAUGCCUUUCUAUUGGGAUCCAUGAGGAUCGACUGUUUGAGCUUACUCAAGUUCGGGAAGAAAUGGUUGAGCGAGUUCAGACAGAGGUGGCCACACGUAUUCAUACAGAGGUAUCACAGAGAGUAUCGAAGAUGGAGGCCAACUUUGAGAGGAGAUUUCAAGAGCACAUGCGCUUACUUAGCCAACAAUACUCUAUGAAUGCUACACAACCCCAGACUGGUUAUCCUUCUUCUGCACCACCUCAGAUUGCUGAUCCUUUUUUUGAAGGAUUUAGACUUGAUCACUUCCCACCUCAUAGUUAGAGACAUUGAUAUUUGAAACUUAUAUUAUAUAUGUUUAUAUAUAUGUACUGCAUAUGUGGAUAUAUGGUAUGUAGGAUGAAAAGUUAAUAUAUAUUUUAUUAACUU
Molecule: messenger RNA, 1628 nt
Organism: Rubroshorea leprosula
Lineage: Eukaryota; Viridiplantae; Streptophyta; Magnoliopsida; Malvales; Dipterocarpaceae
Source: the annotation of a GenBank genome assembly